Messenger RNA from Oryzias melastigma (Indian medaka), 1532 nucleotides. Its product is annotated as gastrula zinc finger protein XlCGF57.1-like. Gene Ontology annotation, cellular component: nucleus. The record is from RefSeq and is a predicted model, not a curated record. Gene Ontology annotation, biological process: regulation of transcription by RNA polymerase II; central nervous system development. NCBI's taxonomy places the organism in Eukaryota, Metazoa, Chordata, Actinopteri, Beloniformes, Adrianichthyidae. Gene Ontology annotation, molecular function: DNA-binding transcription factor activity, RNA polymerase II-specific; RNA polymerase II cis-regulatory region sequence-specific DNA binding. Bases 127 to 1386 code for a protein of 419 amino acids. The transcript has a single exon.
CCCUGGUGUUUUCUGACUGAGGAGGAUCUCUGCAACCAGCAGAGGAACUUCAGAGUGGACCAGGAGAAUCCAGAAUCUCCACAGAUUAAAGAAGAACCGAAGGAAACAAAACUUCUACAGAUUAAAAUGGAGCAAGAGGAACCAGAACCUCCACAUAUUGAAGAGGAACAAGAGUAUCCAGUAUCCCCACAGAUUGAAGAGGAGCAGGAGGAACCCCAAACUAUACUGAUUAAGGACACUUAUACCUUGAUGGAGAUUCCUACUUUUGAGGAACAUGUUGAUAGUGAAGCAGAUGGAAACAAUCAGCAGAGCUUUAAUGGAACAGAAAGUCAGGAUGAAGAAGGAAACCAACAUGAAGAAUCAACAUCAACUCCAGAUGAAGAGACAGAGCCACAGAACAGAGAUCAGAGGAAGAGAAGAGACAGAAGUCAUGUCCAAAGUGUGGCCAGCUCUCACAUGUCAGAAAGUCAGUGUAACUAUGAUGUUAGUAAAAAGUUCAAGAUGACAACUUUGGUGAAGAAAUCCAAACAAUCCCUAAAGGAAAAGAGAUGUUCUUCUACAAAGUCUGGUAAAAGAACAAGGAUUCGACCUUAUGUCUGUAAAGAAUGUGACAAAAGUUUUAGUUAUGCAUCUAAACUUAAGAUACACAUGAGAACUCACUCAGGAGAGAAGCCUUUUAUGUGUACAGAAUGUGACAAAAGUUUUAGUCAAAAAUCUCAUCUCAAAAUACACAUGAGAACUCAUACAGGAGAGAAGCCUUUUAUGUGUAAAGAAUGUGACAGAAGUUUUAGUCAAAUAUCUACUCUCAAAACACACAUGACAACUCAUACAGGAGAGAAGCCUUUUAUGUGUAAAGAAUGUGAUAAAAGUUUUAAUAAGACUUCUUGUCUCAAAUCACACAUGAUAACUCAUACAGGAGAGAAGCCUUUUACCUGUAAAGAAUGUGACAGAUGUUUUAGUCAUGCAGUUUCUCUCAAAAUACACAUGAUAACUCAUACAGGAGAGAAGCCUUUUACGUGUAAAGAAUGUGACAGAAGUUUUAGUCAAAUAUCUACUCUCAAAACACACAUGAGAACUCAUACUGGAGAGAAGCCUUUUACGUGUAAAGAAUGUGACAGAAGUUUUAGUAAUACUUCUACUCUCAAAAGACACAUGAGAACUCACACAGGAGAGAAGCCUUUUACCUGUAAAGAAUGUGACAGAAGUUUUAGUCAUGCAGUUUCUCUCAAAAAACACAUGAGAACUCAUACAGGAGAGAAGCCUUUUAUGUGUAAAGAAUGUGAUAGAAGUUUUAGACAAAUAUCUCAUCUCAAAACACACAUGAGAACUCAUACAGGAGAGAAGCCUUUUUUUAAGCAAGGGAUACCCACAGUAGGGGAGCCAUGAAGAAAAGACAAUAAUGUUUUAACUAGGAAGGUUUAAGUGAAAUUGUGAAAAACAUUUUCGCUUAUUUUAAGUGGGCUAGGUGAAGGGCUGGCACUCAGGAUCCCUGGGUUCGAUUCCAGGGUUGUCCACUGAUCCCCACCCAGAUU